CACUUGGGAGAGAUCCUGAGGCCGGGAGAUCUGGCUCCAAUCCUCUGAGGGGAGACGGAGGUUUGUGUAACUUUACUCAAACCUGAGGGGGAGUUCGGAGUGUUUGGUCAACGGCAGAGGUUCCUGGAAAAGAUCUGAAUCGUUUCAUAACCAAACCCAGCUGCGGUUCUGCUGCGAGCUGUGUUCUCUGCCUGCGUGCGUGUGUGCGCGUUUUUAUCUCAAUGAGGUAGGAGUAAAAAAAAAAAGUCUCAGGAGGAGAGAUAGAUAGAGUGGGAGGGAAAAGGAAAAAAAAAAUCUUUUUUCCUCUUGACUAUUUUUUUUUUUAAGCAUGAACGCAGAGACCUGUGUCCCAUACAGCAACAUGACAUCUAUGGAUUCAUAUUAUAGUCCUUCUGUUGCUCAAGGUAGGGAUCACCAGACGGACCACUUUAGGACAUUUCCAGCUAGUGACACCAAAUACAGCCCCACCGCCUUCUUGUCCGGCAAAGGUCAGGCUUACGGAGAGAAGUCCCGGAGCCCCUUCCAGCAGGAGUGCCAAUCAUUGGAUGCCUCUGCAGCUGGGCAAGGCUCUUUCAGCAAAUACCACCUCUUCUUGCAGAGGUCGUCCAGCAAAACACCGCCCGCGGAGGACAAGCUGCAUCCAGAGAGAGGACACAACGGAGGACUCGUCCCGUGCUAUGGUAAGGACAGUUCUGGUCUGACAGACUCUGAUUUGGCCCCGGACUCAGAUCCUCCUGGAAUGGACUCCAGAUAUCUGGCGGUCAAGGAUCAGGGUGUCAAGUCGGCCCCUGAAAGGUCGUCUAGCAACAACUUGGCAAGUCCUCUGGAAAAAUCUGACAGUGGUGAAAGCAACAAGGGCAAGAAACGACGUAAUCGCACCACGUUUACCAGCUACCAGCUGGAGGAGCUGGAAAAGGUUUUCCAAAAGACGCACUAUCCCGAUGUUUACGCCCGGGAGCAGCUUGCUUUGAGGACCGACCUGACCGAAGCCAGAGUCCAGGUGUGGUUCCAGAACCGGAGAGCAAAGUGGAGAAAGCGAGAACGAUUUGGUCAGAUGCAGCAGGUCCGAACACAUUUCUCAACUGCUUACGAGCUCCCUCUUCUAACGCGUCCUGAGAGCUACGCACAGAUCCAGAACCCGUCCUGGAUAGGCGCCAACAGUGCAGCAUCUCCCGUCCCUGGCUGCGUCGUGCCCUGCGACACCGUCACCACCUGCAUGACCCCCCACCCCCACUCUGCCAGCGGGGUCUCCGAUUUCCUGGGUGUCCCGAGCCCCGGAGGACACGUUGGGCCUCACAUGGGCAGCCUGUUUGGAGGAUCUCCCGGCAUGUCUGCAAGCAUCAACUCAUAUGAUCUCAACAUGGAUCCAGACCGCAAAUCCUCCAGUAUUGCAGCUUUGCGUAUGAAAGCCAAAGAGCACAGUGCUGCCAUUUCUUGGGCAACAUGAUGUGUCGAUGCACACUGGAAAGCGGGAUCUUAUACAAACCCAGCAAAGAGUUUGGGGCAAUUGACUUUAAACUCAGAGGGAAAAUAUGACUACCUUAAUAAAUGCUGCAACAAAGGUAUUAUGAAUUUAGGAGAAGGAUAUCAGACUGUACCUGUUUUUAAUGCUUUAGCUGGAACAAAAAUCACCACUGUGUGAAAGUUUGAUAGAAAGAGAUGUUGUGUAGUCCUAAAGAGAGACGAAAGAGGAGGAUUUCCCAUGCACUUAUUUGCCCAAGUUCAUUGAUUGUUGUUUGUACAUUGCUUUCAGUGUAUGCUGUUUGUGGUUUGGUGCUGUUUUAUAUCUACUUUAUUUAAUUUCUCGUGUUUUUUUUUCUUUCAUUUCUUUGUGGUUUUGCUUUUGCCUGUGCAAAUAAUUCAACAAGAAACUAAAACUCAGUAUUAACAUUUUUAAGCCAAAUUUUUAUUUUUUCUUUUGCAAUAUUUUAAGCAAGGGCACACCUUUUAUCCUAGAUACUGGGGAUGUAAUAGGAAAAUUAAAAAAACAAAACAUCUGGCACAUCCAUUGAGUUAAGAUGCUCCUCACUUUCAGCACGACUGUUAAAGCAACUCUGAGGGAGAGUUUUGUUUUU
Messenger RNA from Cyprinodon tularosa, 2075 nucleotides. It is a transcript of the gene alx4a, whose product is annotated as ALX homeobox 4a. The transcript has 4 exons. Gene Ontology annotation, molecular function: RNA polymerase II transcription regulatory region sequence-specific DNA binding; DNA-binding transcription activator activity, RNA polymerase II-specific. NCBI's taxonomy places the organism in Eukaryota, Metazoa, Chordata, Actinopteri, Cyprinodontiformes, Cyprinodontidae. The record is from RefSeq and is a predicted model, not a curated record. Bases 329 to 1447 code for a protein of 372 amino acids. Gene Ontology annotation, biological process: regulation of transcription by RNA polymerase II.